GCUAUCCGACAGCGUUCAUUACUGUCGCCGAAAACGCAAAAUUAAGUAAUGAAUUACGUGAAAAAAAAUUCGGGCUUUUAUGCAAAUCAUAUAGUCACCGUCUUUUUAGGGUGUCUAGCAGGUCGGUCACCUCAGUGGUGCGGGUAGGCAAUCCGACUUCGUCGGAUAGCGGACAAUGUGCGACGGCCGGGUCACGUCGUCAGGUAUGCAAUCCGACUGCGUCGAAUCGCGGACAGCGUUCAUUACUGUCACCGAAAACGCAAAAUUAAGUAAUAAUUUACAUAAAAAAAAUUCAAAAUAUUUCGGGCGUCCAUGCAAAUCAUUUAGUCGCCGUAUUUUUUUGAGUGUCUAGCAGGUCAGUCACUUCGAAUGACGUUCGCCGUAGUAAUAAGUAAUUGUUGUCGUUAUAAGUAAUAGUCGGUAUUUUGGCGGUAUUUUGUCGAAGGCGGGAAUUUUUGAAAAUCAUGUUUGCGUAUGUAUCAAUCAAUGUCGAUAUAAUGUCAAAACACAAUGAAUAUUACAAAUAUAAAUUUUAAUGCGGCGGUGCAAACACUAUACCUCAGCACCGCUCUUGCACCACCGGCCGAGACCGCCGUCGCCGCACGCCACCCGCCGGCCGAAACCGCCGUCGCCGCACGCCAUCGCCGUCCACCGCCGCGAAAGGCACCCCCCAAACGCCGAUAUUAUAGAUGUAACAAAUACGGCCACAUUGUCCGGCAAUGCCUCGCCCCCCAAACACCUAGGAGAGCACCAGCCAUACAACGUGGUGGGGGGUUGAGUUCCGUUAGGAUAAGGCCGCCGCGGAGUCUGAGUGCAAGGUCGACACGCACUCAGACUCCCGGUCCCCAACCUAUCGGAACAUCAACCCCGAUUGCAUCAACCACGUUGUAUGAAUCGAUGGCUGGUGGCACUUGCGGAUCGGCGUUGCGGCAAUUAGAGGCAUUGAUCAUAUCAACACCGUAAGUUGUCAAUUGGUUGUUCAGAUGCUGUCAAAACUCAAUCCAAAUUUAAACAAGUAUCUCAA
Molecule: messenger RNA, 1024 nt
Organism: Metopolophium dirhodum (rose-grain aphid)
Lineage: Eukaryota; Metazoa; Arthropoda; Insecta; Hemiptera; Aphididae
Exons: 5
Coding region: 511-963 (150 amino acids)
Source: RefSeq, a predicted model, not a curated record